AUGGGGAGAAAACCUUGCUGUGAGAAGGUUGGGCUGAAGAGAGGCCCUUGGACGGUUGAUGAAGAUCACAAGCUAAUGACCUUCAUCCUCAAUAAUGGCAUUCAUUGCUGGCGACUUGUUCCCAAGCUUGCAGGUUUGAUGAGAUGUGGGAAGAGUUGCAGACUAAGAUGGAUCAACUAUCUAAGGCCAGAUCUAAAGAGAGGGGCAUUCUCAGAGAUUGAAGAGGAUCAAAUUAUCCAACUCCAUGCACGUCUGGGUAACAGGUGGUCAAAAAUUGCAGCACAUCUCCCUGGCCGCACAGAUAAUGAAAUCAAGAAUCACUGGAACACUCGAAUCAAGAAGAAGAUGAAGGACCUUGGUUUAGAUCCUUCAACCCACAAGCCAAUAACCCAACACCCCAAAAAAUAUGAUAUAGAACAUGAAUCAUCAACUUCACAUUCCAAACAACAACAACAAGAAGACAUUAAUCCAGGGCUUCAGAAGAAACAAGAAGAUCUUCAAUUGGGUAGUACAGUGGAUCUUUGGCAUGGUUAUGAAAUGUUGUGGGAGACCAUGGGCAAUGAAUCAAGGAUUGACCCAAGUUCUAAUUCUAAUGGUUAUAGCCCUUCAUUUUCUUUGGACAAUUCACUUAAUCAGUCUAUGGGUGAAUCCUCAUUCUUCCAAGAAGAUUCUCUGCAAUGUUGGGCUGAUAAUGUGGAGUCUGUCCUUUCAUGGGAUGAAUUCCUUCCUAUUGAAGACAUUUUCUCUUUUGGGAUGUUACCAGUAAAUUAA
Molecule: messenger RNA, 771 nt
Organism: Macadamia integrifolia
Lineage: Eukaryota; Viridiplantae; Streptophyta; Magnoliopsida; Proteales; Proteaceae
Product: myb-related protein 315-like
Exons: 4
Coding region: 1-771 (256 amino acids)
Source: RefSeq, a predicted model, not a curated record